Messenger RNA from Cladocopium goreaui, 330 nucleotides. The record is from the annotation of a GenBank genome assembly. Lineage: Eukaryota; Dinophyceae; Suessiales; Symbiodiniaceae.
AUGGCACAAUCCUUUGUGAUUGCGAACUCUUCGCCUCUACAUCCUGGUCAACACCGCCGCACGCAGUUAUUGCCCCAUGAGCGGGCUGUAACCCUCCAGGAGUUGGAGGUCAUUGCAGGGCUUACAGAGCUGGCCAGAACUGAAGGCUGGACAAGCAAUGAUGGUCAGCUCUUGUCACCACAUCAGGCGGGUUGCACGUGUCAUGGUGGGAUUUGGUCCAAGGAAAGAGGCAAGCUAGAAUCUAGAAGAGCUGGCAUGUGCCACCAGAAUAAAAACAAGAUCAUGCAACAAACGUUGAUUUGCAAGGUAUUCCUGAAGGGUAGGAAAUGA